This is a messenger RNA of Micropterus salmoides (largemouth bass), 1430 nucleotides long. Its product is annotated as putative gustatory receptor clone PTE01. Gene Ontology annotation, biological process: G protein-coupled receptor signaling pathway. The transcript has a single exon. The coding region runs from base 65 to 1015 and encodes 316 amino acids. Gene Ontology annotation, molecular function: G protein-coupled receptor activity; olfactory receptor activity. Lineage: Eukaryota; Metazoa; Chordata; Actinopteri; Centrarchiformes; Centrarchidae. The record is from RefSeq and is a predicted model, not a curated record. Gene Ontology annotation, cellular component: membrane.
CUUUGUAACCUGCUUCUGUAUGUUGUAACACUGGUAGACAGGUAGAACGAUUUGUUUUCUAAUCAUGACUAAUGUUUCUGUUGUAAGAAUUUUCACUCUCUCAGGGAUAGAUGAGACACUAAAUUACAGAAUUUCUAUUUUUUCACUCACUUUACUGUAUUAUUGUGUGGUUUUGUUUUUAAAUAUCUCUGUCAUCAUGAUCAUAAUCUUAGAUGAAAACAUGCAUGAACCUAUGUACAUCUUAUUGUGCAGUUUUUGCAUGAAUGGACUUCAAGGAACCACAGGUUUCUACCCCAAAUUCCUCUUAGAUCUGCUGUCCUCUUCUCAAGAAAUCUCAUAUGAAGGAUGCUUUAUACAGGCUUUUAUCAUACACUCAUUUCUUUGCUGUGAUUUGUCAAUUUUAGCAGUUAUGGCUUAUGACAGAUAUCUGGCUAUAUGUCGACCACUGCACUACCACUCUUUCAUGACAAAGUGGAGGUUGUCUCUGCUGGUAUGUUUCUCCUGGAUGACACCUUUCUGCAUUUCCUCCAUAAAUAUUGUGCUCACUUCAAGACUAAAGUUAUGUAGUACAUAUAUUCACAGACUAUUUUGUGUCAACUGGAUGAUUGUUAAACUUGCUUGCCCUGAAGCUGACACUUUCUCAAACAAUGUAGUUACAUAUACCAUAAUUUUCAUGUAUGUGUCUCAUGGCCUUUUCAUAUUUUGGACUUAUAUGCAUCUUAUUAGAACUUGUGUGAGGUCCAAAGAUGACAGGGUGAAGUUUAUGCAGACAUGUGUGCCUCAUUUUACCUCUCUAGUCACUUUCUUGGUUGUAGUACUUUUUGAUUUGAUGCAUAUGCGAUUUGGUUCCACAGAUUUACCUCAAAGCUUUCAAAACUUCAUCCAUAUAGAAUUACUGCUGAUUCCUCCUGUUAUUAAUCCUCUAAUAUAUGGAUUUAAACUGACCAAAAUACGAAACAGAAUUCUUGACUUAGUUUAUACUGAAAAUUACUUUUCCAUUAAGUUUAAUCUCUAGUUCAAUUUAAUAGGAAAACAAUAAUAAAAAGCGUUUUUGCUUUAAGAUAUAUAUGUAUGAUCUCUGUUUUAAGGUUUUCCAGAAAAUGUAUGCAGAAUGACCCAAUCUGUUGUCUGGACAUGACGGAUAAAUACAGGCCCUCAGUAUAUGUUUUUUAUGUUUGAUUAACAAAGGGUGUUAAAAAUGUAUAAAUGCACUAAAACCACCACCCAGCUGUGGCUUAGUAGCCUGUUUGCACUACUGACAUUACUGUAUUUGUACUGUUUUAGGCUUCAGCCUAAUCAUAAUUUUAACUACAGUAAGCUAUAUUUAUAUACAGCACUGUACUGUAUUUGAAUUAUACACAGUAGAGUAACUGAAGUUGUACAUUAACUUGAAAAACGGUUAGAACAUCUGUAGCGUCCUGUAUUUCGAA